Molecule: messenger RNA, 602 nt
Organism: Coregonus clupeaformis (lake whitefish)
Lineage: Eukaryota; Metazoa; Chordata; Actinopteri; Salmoniformes; Salmonidae
Product: 60S ribosomal protein L27a
Exons: 5
Coding region: 16-558 (180 amino acids)
Biological process (GO): translation
Cellular component (GO): cytosolic large ribosomal subunit; ribosome
Molecular function (GO): structural constituent of ribosome
Source: RefSeq, a predicted model, not a curated record
CUUGGUGUCCGUCUGAUGUCGCUGUUCGUUUCUCAAAGUUGUCGGGCCGCAAAUCUCGUACAAAACCGUGAGAUUUCAUAUUCCCGUUCCUCUUUCAACUCUCCUCCAAGAUGCCUACCAAGAAGACCAAGACCAGGAAGCUCCGAGGGCACGUCAGCCACGGACAUGGUCGUAUCGGCAAGCACAGGAAGCAUCCUGGAGGUCGUGGUAAUGCUGGUGGCAUGCAUCACCACAGAAUUAACUUCGACAAAUACCACCCCUGGGUACUUUGGUAAGGUGGGCAUGCGACACUACCAUCUCAAGAGGAACACAGUGCACUGCCCCACUGUCAACCUGGACAAACUGUGGACGCUGGUGAGCGAGCAGACCAGACUGAACUACGCCAAGAAGCCCGAAGGCCCUGCACCCAUCAUUGAUGCCGUGCGUGCUGGCUACUUCAAAGUGCUGGGCAAAGGGAAGCUGCCCAAGCAGCCCGUGAUCGUCAAGGCAAAGUUCUUCAGCCGACGGGCAGAGGAGAAGAUCAAGGCAGUGGGAGGAGCCUGCGUGCUAAUGGCAUAAGCUCCUGUCAAUGUUUUUUGCAAGAAUAAACUGUAUAAAUUGGA